Molecule: messenger RNA, 661 nt
Organism: Paramecium octaurelia
Lineage: Eukaryota; Ciliophora; Oligohymenophorea; Peniculida; Parameciidae
Source: the annotation of a GenBank genome assembly
AUGAGAAUAAAAUCAUAACCAUAAAAGUAUUAAGAAGACUUUUAAGAUACAAUAGAAUUAAUUAGUAUAGAUCUAUUUUCAAAUGAAAAAUCAAUAAAUGAAUAAAUAGAUGAAUGUGCAGAUCCAUUAUAUGAAGUUGAAUCUAUAAUAAUGAAAAAGAUUGAAAAUUAAGAAUCUCAUUACUUAGUAAAAUGGAAAGGAUAUUCUGAAUUAACUUGGGAACCUCUAUCUAGUUUAUAACAUUGUUAAUUACUUGUUGAUGAAUUUGAUGAAUAAAACACAUCUAAUAAUGUAAUUGUUGUUAAAAACAGUAUUACUAAGAAAUCUAUUACUAAAUCAAAAAAGAAAUAAAGCAAAUCUAAAAAAGGAGGUUCUUUUCAAAAUUAACAUUAAAUUUAAUCAUUCUAAAAAUUAGGUAGAAUUAUUAAAAUUAAUGGGAUUUCAUAAUAAUAAUUGAAAGUACUAUCUCUAUUUAUGUAUUCUAUAGGUUAAUAUAAAACAAUCUAAUAAAUCAAAACCUAAAUCUAUUUGGAUCAAUUUAAAUGAAUUACAUACUAAAGCUCCAAAAGAAUUAUUAUUAUUCUAUGAAUCACUACCUGCCAUUUAAUAAUUGUUUAAAACAACCAAUACUUUUAAAUCAAAAUCCAGUACAUAACAUUGA